Molecule: messenger RNA, 1777 nt
Organism: Aphanomyces astaci
Lineage: Eukaryota; Oomycota; Saprolegniomycetes; Saprolegniales; Verrucalvaceae
Exons: 9
Coding region: 467-1735 (422 amino acids)
Source: RefSeq, a predicted model, not a curated record
CCCGACAACGCCAGUUCGACGACAACGCUCGUGAUGAAGCAGACGCUGCUACGCGACUCGGACAUGUCGGACUUGACUCCAAUGCUUGAGUCUAGCCGCUCCACAAUAUGCGAUCCAGAUACGCUGCUCCGAUCGCCACCGCUGGGCCCCACGCCAUUGAAGCGGGUGCGUGAAGAUGCCGCCUUGCGCUCGUCCACGGCGGUCGACCCUGCUGCCGCCGCCGACAGCUUUCGGCAAUCGUCUCGCGGUGCAUCGGCGCAUCAGCUUGCGAGCUUUGGCGUGGUCCAGGACACUGACAAGGCGGCGGCGGUGGCGCCGUCGUCGGAGCAGGACGCGACGGCUGCUCGCCGCGGGUUUGUACGCAUUUACUUUGAAAACUCCAACUUUACAUCGAGCACGGUGCUGCGUGUGGAAGAGCAAACCAGCGUGUUGGAGCAUACCUCUUUACACGUAGGUGCGGCACAUUAUGGCCAACAAGAUGCGUCUGUCGUUAAAGCAAGUCGCGCACCACGCGAUUCUCAUGCUGUACGUCAAUAGCAAAGGGUCGUCCAUGUCGGCUCGAACGCUCCACGACAACGAGUGUAUCUACCAAGUGCAAGAAGCUAUCCAUUCUGAGCGCCAAUCGACCCCAGAGAUCGUCGUUAAUGAAACGUCUGGACCGGUUCGGGCCAAGCCGCGGCAUCGGGCGCGGCAGACGCUCAAGUUUAUCUUCAAAGACAUUCGCGGCAAGCCAAUCGAUUUAGAAGCCGAGCUCGAACUCACGCCCAACUACUCGAAUUCUACAACAACAACGCUCAGUCAAUAUGGCAGCCACGCCGCCCACCCGCGCAACACGACCAUGUCCCAGGACACAGUGUUCCUCUUGCCCCAGAAACUCGGCCUUGGUCUUCGGGCCGGGCCGUUGAAGAAGGCGAGCGUCAAGGACGCCAAUGUGUGGCGGUCGAGAUGGUUUGUCUUGAAAGAUGACAAGCUCUACUAUUGCAAGAGCGAGGCCAAUCAACGAGAUGUCACGGCCAUCCCGCUGCUCAAUGCGCACAUCGUCAAGCAAGACGCGCUAGUGCCGCACUGUUUUGAAUUGCACACAAGUCGGCGCGUGUACAGGUUUUGCACCGACACGGACGACAUCAUGAUGGCGUGGAUCCAAGCGCUGCACCGAGAAAUCCGACUCGCGGCAGAAAACCAAGUGCUCACCAAGGCCGAAAUCUUCAUCGUCGACGAGGCCGUGACGACGUGCGAACGCAAGCAAGAGCGCGCGCCGUUCGCCGUGAGCGGCAUAUUGGGGUACGCGGCCCUUCGCAAGAUGUUUCGCGACUUCAUGACGUCCGAGUCGAUGGCGAGUGUGAUUUUGCUCGAUACAUGGGCCGAGUGCGACCUCUUUCGACGCAACGGGCUCGUGCGCUUCCAGCAAGCCGCGUCCAGUGCUACCAACGCCACCGACGAAUGGGAUCACGUCAAGCGCCUGCUGCUCCAGUACAUUCCGGCAGCCCAACAAGCCGGCGCGCAGCUCCAGGCCGCCGACCUCGACUCGUGUCGACAGUCGAUGCACGACAAUCAAAAGCACCGCCGGCUUUCGAUAGCCAUGGACAGCAGCACCCACGUGACGGACUUCCCAUCUCCGAAUUUGUUUGUCAACAUCCAGCAAGACAUUCUCCGCGCGUUGGACGAGGGGCCGUUCCAACGAUUCAUUGCUGGUCGUGGCUACACGCGUAUUAUUGACCGCACGAUCCGAAGAUAGUCGCUAUAUAACGAGUUUGAAAACCAAGUCUACAAACAUAAC